UCUGCUGGUUCUACUCUUUUAUAAAAGCGACGUUGAGAAUUUCAGAGUAGUUAGUUGCUUGAAAUGUGGCUGUCAAAGCUUGUGCUUUUCGGUCUCGUGGUUACUUGUACGCGUGCCGACCAGGAUGUGCAACUAGAGAUUUCUCAGGGGAUCCUAAAAGGAUUAAAGACCGAGACGAUUCUGCAUAACAAGCCGUAUUAUAGUUUUAAGGGCAUCCCUUAUGCGAAGCCGAAUGUUGGCCAUAACAAGUUCCGUUCACCAGAACCAGCUGAUCCAUGGGAAGGUGUGUACGAUGCAACCAAGCAUCGUUCACCGUGUCCAUUUUUCUGCAUGAUUAAAAAGGGUCUGAUCGGUGACGAAGAUUGUCUUUAUCUGAACGUCUACACUCCAGUCUUGGAUAAGGAAGCUCGUAAAGCUGUUAUGGUGUGGUUUCAUCCUGGUGGCUUUAACUCAGGCAUGGGAGACGAUGUUAUCUUUGGAUCAGACUUUUUAAUCGAACAUGACGUGGUGGUCGUUACUUUCAAUUUUCGACUUGGAGCAAUAGGAUUCUUGAACACCGGGGACAAAAACGCGCCUGGAAAUGCUGGAAUGAAGGACCAAGUUAUGGCGUUGAAAUGGGUGAAAGAUAACAUACAUUUCUUUGGUGGUUGUCCGAAUAGAGUAACUAUCUUUGGCGACAGUUCCGGUGGAGCCUCUGUUCAAUAUCACAUGGUAUCUCCUAUGUCUGAAGGCUUGUUCAGUGGCGUUAUAGAGGAAAGUGGGUCAUUGCUUAAUCCAUGGUCAGUAUCGUAUAAUGCAAGAGAGCAAGCUUUCAUGUUAGGCGAGGCCCUUGGAAUACACACUACAGAUUCCGGGGAAUUGGUGCAUAAACUGAGCGAAUUUGCCGCCAGUGACAUCAUUGCAGCUACUAAUGAAAUAUCGAAAAAUCAGGACGGAUUAUACGGACACCUCUUCACUUUCGUUCCAACUAUCGAAGUCGAUUUUGGUCAGGAUAUGUUCCUUCCAACUGAUCCAUGGACCUUGAUAAAGACUGGAAAUAUCGCUGAUGUGCCCGUAAUGGCUGGAAUCGUCGCCAGUGAAGGUCUACUAUUCGCGCACCAAAUGUUAGACGCCGUUGAAUUAUUGAACACGGAACCAGAGAAAUUUUUGCCAGGUGAUUUGAACGUCACCGACGCAGGCGCGAAGAAAGAAGUUGGCGAGAGUUUAAAAAAAUUCUACUUCGGGGAUAAACAAGUGUCAAAGGAGAAUUUGAACGAAUACGCUGCGAUGAUGAGUGACACGUUCGUCAACGCCGGAACGAUGUUAUCCAUCGAUAUCAUAAGGAGUAAAAUUUCGUCUCCUGUUUAUCAAUAUCUAUUCAGUUACGAGGCGCCAUUCGGUUUUAUGAAGAGUUUGUUUGGCAUUAGCGACGGAGUUGCACACGGUGACGAGUUGACGUAUCUAUUUUACUCGAAUGCUAUGAAAAAUCUACCAGAACCAGGUUCCUCAGCGGAAAAGAUGACAAAUACUUUAAUCAAAUUAUGGACGAAUUUCGCCAGAGAUAGAAAUCCAACAUCGAAAAUGGACGAAGAUAUCACGACAAAUUGGGAACCAAUGGGAAAUGAAAAUUAUUACUUGAACAUUAACAAAGAAUUGAAACUGGAGAAAGAUUUACUGAAGGACAACCACGAUUACUGGAAAAACAUGUACAAAGAUGUCAUGCUAUGAAUUUAUUUAACAGAAUUACCAUCUCGGUAUUACUUUAGUAUAUAAUAUUAAC
Messenger RNA from Habropoda laboriosa, 1759 nucleotides. RefSeq names its product esterase FE4-like. The coding region runs from base 64 to 1707 and encodes 547 amino acids. The record is from RefSeq and is a predicted model, not a curated record. The transcript is spliced from 9 exons. Lineage: Eukaryota; Metazoa; Arthropoda; Insecta; Hymenoptera; Apidae.